AGAACUAAAAACACGUUAAUUUGAAGAGUUGUUUUGAAUUAUUUGAUUUAUUAGAUCUUGAAUUGAAUUUUGAUGAACUUUUUUUGUUUUCAUCAAUUCAUGGAAAAAUGAAUUCGUGAAAAAAUGAAUCGGGGAAAAACCUAUGACUGUACCAACUUCCAGAAAAGACCUCAUGAUAGUCAAUAUGGGCCCUCACCAUCCAUCAAUGCAUGGCGUUCUCCGACUCAUCGUUACUUUAGACGGUGAAGAUGUUAUUGACUGUGAACCAAUAGUGGGUUAUUUACACAGAGGUAUGGAAAAAAUUGCGGAAAACCGAACAAUUAUACAAUAUUUGCCUUAUGUAACACGUUGGGAUUAUUUAGCUACUAUGUUCACAGAAGCAAUAACUGUAAAUGGACCCGAACAAUUGGGAAAUAUUCAAGUCCCUAAAAGGGCUAGCUAUAUCAGAGUAAUCAUGUUGGAAUUAAGUCGUAUAGCUUCUCAUUUGUUAUGGCUAGGCCCCUUUAUGGCAGAUAUUGGUGCGCAGACCCCCUUCUUCUAUAUUUUCAGAGAAAGAGAGUUGAUAUAUGAUUUAUUCGAAGCUGCCACCGGUAUG
This is a messenger RNA of Amaranthus tricolor (Joseph's coat), 595 nucleotides long. Its product is annotated as NAD(P)H-quinone oxidoreductase subunit H, chloroplastic-like. The transcript has a single exon. Gene Ontology annotation, molecular function: quinone binding; NAD binding; NADH dehydrogenase (ubiquinone) activity. The record is from RefSeq and is a predicted model, not a curated record. Lineage: Eukaryota; Viridiplantae; Streptophyta; Magnoliopsida; Caryophyllales; Amaranthaceae. The annotation marks the transcript as partial.